Messenger RNA from Dipodomys spectabilis (banner-tailed kangaroo rat), 910 nucleotides. It is a transcript of the gene Pigp, whose product is annotated as phosphatidylinositol glycan anchor biosynthesis class P. Gene Ontology annotation, biological process: GPI anchor biosynthetic process. Lineage: Eukaryota; Metazoa; Chordata; Mammalia; Rodentia; Heteromyidae. The transcript has 5 exons. The coding region runs from base 305 to 709 and encodes 134 amino acids. Gene Ontology annotation, molecular function: phosphatidylinositol N-acetylglucosaminyltransferase activity. The record is from RefSeq and is a predicted model, not a curated record.
UCCCCCUCUGCGGCGUCCGCUGAGCCGUCCCUCCGGCCCCCGCGCUCUCGAGCUCCCGCCCGACGAGGGUCUUCGUGCGCCUGCGCCCGGGGUGGGGGGCGCCGUCGCGCCGAGGCCUUCUCCUCAGUAUUUUAUUUUUCCCUGACCCCACUGCGGCUGUCUGGUCGGCGCUUGCGCAGAAGACUCAGCGCGGAGGCGGCCGAGUGGGCCGGGAGGGGGGCUGGGUGGGCUUACUUGGAAAGGCCCAAAGUCGAGGGUCUCCUCGCUACCCCGCGCCUCGAACCUGUCUAAAGCCACUGGGAAAAUGGUGGAAAAUUCACCGUCGCCAUUGCCAGAAAGAGCGAUUUAUGGCUUUGUUCUUUUCCUAAGUUCCCAGUUUGGUUUCAUACUUUAUCUUGUGUGGGCUUUUAUUCCUGAACCUUGGCUGCACUCCUUAGGCUUAACCUAUUGGCCUCAAAAAUAUUGGGCAGUGGCAUUACCUGUCUACCUCCUGAUAACAAUAGUGAUUGGUUAUCUACUCUUAUUUGGAAUUAACAUGAUGAGUACCUCUCCACUCAACUCCAUUCAUACAAUCACAGAUAACUAUGCUAAGAACCAACAGCAGAAGAAAUACCAAGAAGAGGCCAUCCCAGCAUUAAGAGACAUACCUAUUAGUGAAGUAAACCAAAGGUUCUUCCUUUUAGCCAAAGAAUUUUACACCAAAACCUGAGUCAUGUGUAAGCACACUGAAACCAAGCUUUUGUGUACAUAUUUUGGAAUAUUUUGGUCAUGAUUCUAUUAACUGUCUUAGUUAUAUCUCAUUUUGAAAAAUGAAAAUUGAUCUCAUAUUAAGUUCAAUUAUUAUAAUAAUGGAAAUGUUUUAAAAUAUGAGUUAUUAUUGGACAGAAUAAAAUGCAUUACUGCAUUACUC